Sporothrix brasiliensis 5110 is the source of this 774-nucleotide messenger RNA. RefSeq lists its product as uncharacterized. The coding region runs from base 1 to 774 and encodes 257 amino acids. The record is from RefSeq and is a predicted model, not a curated record. The transcript has a single exon. Lineage: Eukaryota; Fungi; Ascomycota; Sordariomycetes; Ophiostomatales; Ophiostomataceae.
AUGCCCUCCUUCGCUUCGUUUGCGGCCGCUAUGGCCUUGGGUGCCGCUGUCGUCCGCGCCCAGGAUGCCAACUUUGACUCCGUCACCACCCCCCCCGUCGGCGCCCAAGUCCCAGCCGGCCAACCCUUCACGGUGACCUGGACGCUGAUCUCGGACACAACGCCCACUGGUCCGACCACGAUCACGCUGGUGGGCGGCGCCUCCUCUGGCGAUUUGAAGCCAAUUUCCGUCAUCGGCCACGUGCAAAACCAGGACUUGAAGUUUGUGUGGAACGUCGACGCCGGCCUGGGCGCCGCCAAGGUGUAUGGUCUCAACUUUACGCUGGACGCGGACAACAGCCACUUCCAGUACUCGAGCCCGUUUACGAUUGUGAGCGGUGCGGCCAAUGGCGGCGGCGGUGGUGGUACCACCGGGACGGCAACCGGCACCGCCACGGGCACGGGCACGGGCACGGGCACGGUGACCGCGACGGAAACGGCCCCAACCAUGGGCACCGGCAGCGCCACGGACACUACGGGGACAACGUCGACGACCUCGGCCACCACGUCGCCGACCGGUGCGGGCACGACCGCCACCGUCCCGACGACCACCGCGGCGCCCACGCACGCCUCCAACUCGACACGCAACAGCACAACCGCGACGGCAUCGGCCUCCAAGACGAGCGCGAAGCCGCCGACAGAGACGAGCGGCGCUACCGGAUUGAGCGGACUGUCGGCGGUGGGUGCGCUGGCCAUGGCACUGGUGGCCAGUGCAGCGAUGCACUGGGGGCUGUAG